UAACUUUAGCCACAAUCGCAGUGGCAUCAGCCCAAUAUGAUUAUCAUGAACCAGCUGGCGCUGCACCAGUACCACAACAAGAAUAUUUACCACCCGUACAACAUGCCCCAGCUGCAGUACACCAUGCUCCAGCUGUCAGCCAUGCUAGUGGUGGUGGAUUCGGUGGUGCCGUAGGUGGUGGACACCAUGGUGGUGGUGCUGGAUUCGGUGGUGGAGCUGUUGGCGGUGGACAUCAUGGCGGUGGUGGAUUCGGUGGUGCUGUUGGUGGAGGACAUCAUGGUGGUGCUGGAUUCGGUGGUGCUGUUGGUGGUGGACAUCGUGGUGGUGCUGGAUUCGGUGGUGCCGUUGGUGGAGGACAUCAUGGUGGUGCUGCUGUUCAUCAUGCCCCAGCUCCAGUACAUCAUGCCCCAGCCCCAGUUCCACAACAAGAAUACUUACCACCUGUAGCACAUGCCCCAGCUCCAGUACAUCACGCUCCAGCUCCAGUACAUCAUGCCCCAGCUCCAGUACAUCAUGCUCCAGCUCCAGUACAUCAUGCUGCCCCAGCUGUUAGCCACGGUGGUGCUAUCGGUGGUGGAUUCGGAGGCGGUCAUGGUGGUGCCGUUGGUGGCGGAUUCGGUGGUGGACAUGGUGGUGCUGGUUUCGCCGGAGGUGCCGGUGGAUUCGGCGGUGAUUCACAAGGUCAAUUACAUGGUGAUGGUUACCGUUACCGCUCUGCCAAAAAAACAGCCAGACGCCACAGACAUUAGAAAACUGAUUUAACGUAACUUUUUUUAAAUUUUCUCAAAUUAAAUAUGCAUUAUGUUAAA
Condylostylus longicornis is the source of this 809-nucleotide messenger RNA. RefSeq lists its product as uncharacterized. The record is from RefSeq and is a predicted model, not a curated record. The transcript has a single exon. The annotation marks the transcript as partial. NCBI's taxonomy places the organism in Eukaryota, Metazoa, Arthropoda, Insecta, Diptera, Dolichopodidae.